Anisakis simplex (herring worm) is the source of this 139-nucleotide messenger RNA. Lineage: Eukaryota; Metazoa; Nematoda; Chromadorea; Rhabditida; Anisakidae. The record is from the annotation of a GenBank genome assembly.
GGCAGCGAUGCAUCAUCUGCAGAGUUGUCGGAGGCGGAUGCAGCCGGUAGAGCGCUUCGUGAGACGGAGUACUCAGUGGCAUAUUCCAGAUUCGAUAGCAGAAAGCCUUGUCCUGCAUCCUGAACAACUCAAUUUUUAA